AUGGCGAAUCUCGAGCAUGACACUUCGCGCGACGAAGAGAUCGCACGCCAACUACAAGCCCAGUACGACCAAGGAAAUGGACAAUCGAUUGCUUUUGCACAACCAGUCACGCAACUUGAUAUGCAACUCAAUUGCGGUGAUUGCGGUACUACACACGUUGUGCGCAGUGUGACCCAUGGUUCGACAUUUUAUUGCACAGUAUGCAGUGCACAAAACAAGAUUUUGAUGGGCCAUCGCGUCCCCGUUGUAGUUGGGCGCUCGUACAGCUUCGUUCCAGUCCCGAUCAUCUGCAAUAGUAACUGUCUCUCCCUUUAA
Messenger RNA from Plasmopara halstedii, 315 nucleotides. RefSeq lists its product as uncharacterized. Bases 1 to 315 code for a protein of 104 amino acids. The record is from RefSeq and is a predicted model, not a curated record. The transcript has 4 exons. Lineage: Eukaryota; Oomycota; Peronosporomycetes; Peronosporales; Peronosporaceae.